Aphis gossypii (cotton aphid) is the source of this 1812-nucleotide messenger RNA. Its product is annotated as pyruvate kinase-like. The record is from RefSeq and is a predicted model, not a curated record. Gene Ontology annotation, cellular component: cytoplasm. Gene Ontology annotation, biological process: glycolytic process. Gene Ontology annotation, molecular function: pyruvate kinase activity; magnesium ion binding; potassium ion binding. Bases 121 to 1770 code for a protein of 549 amino acids. The transcript is spliced from 9 exons. Lineage: Eukaryota; Metazoa; Arthropoda; Insecta; Hemiptera; Aphididae.
AAACACACAUUCAGUUGUGUGCAAUUACUGUUGAUUUAUUUUUUUUUUUAAAUUAAUUUAAUUAAUUUAAUGUUUAUUUUGUAUAAUAACCAUAUAUAAUUUUGAAAAUAAAGUGAUUAAAUGGAUUCAAAAAUUAAAUCUAACAUCGAAGAACCAUGUGUUGUGUACCCCUGGGAACCUUGUCAUGAUAAUGAAAUGCAAAUGAAAGCAUCUUUUGAGGAUAACUAUCUUGACCAUAUGAGUAAUUUAAAAAUUGAAUCAAAUCCAUCGAAAAAUACGUUAACCACUAUAGCUUGUGGAAUCUCAUUUAAUGUGACUAGAAAUGUAAUUGAAGAAUUUUGUGAGAGUGGUGCAUCAGUGUUAAUAUUUAAUUUUAACGGUUUGUCAUUUGAACAGAGUCGAAAAAUGGUUUUCGAAAUUCGCCAAGGAGUUUUUAAUUACAGUCUUAAAAAAAACAACCGAGUACCAUAUUCAAUGACUUUGGUACUUGAUCUUGGAGGAUCUGUUAUCACAACUGGAAGCAUAUUAGAUACAAAAACUACACAACGUGUGAUCGAAUUAUCAACGAAUGCUCAUGUUUACGUCACCAACGAUCUUGAAUACAAAUUUAAAUGUACGGAAGACCGUAUUUAUGUGAACAGUGAUAUAAUUCUUCGGCUUAAAACUAAUGAUCGAAUCUACUUGGAUUACGGAAAAAUCGAAUUAGCCGUAAUCAGAGUAGACGAAGACGAGGUGUAUUGUGUGAUAAAACGAGGAGAAUUUUUGGGUUCCGAAAAAAUAGUACACGUGCCGGGAAUUCCAGUUGGCUCGACAUCACUCUCCAAACUAGACGAGGAAAAAAUUCGCACAGGGAUCCAGCUCAAAGUGGAUGUAAUAUUGGUGCCUGGUGUCAGGAACUCGGUUUUUUUUUACCACGUUCGCAAGUUUGUUAAUAUAGAGCAAGGUGGGGAUAUCAGCCUGUAUGCGAAAAUUGAUAACAGCGUCGGACUGGAAAAUAUUGAUGAUGUCUUAACAGGAGUGGAUGGCGUGUUUUUGAACCGACCGAACUUGUCCAUGGAAGUCGGUCACGAUAAGAUAUUUCUAGCCCAAAAGAUUGUAUUGUCCAAAUGCAACUUGGCUGGAAAACCGACCAUCACGUAUGGGGAGUAUCUUAAUUCUAUGGAAGUAAGUACGGUACCAACAACCGCUGAAGUAAACGAUCUUAUAAAUACCGUAAUGGAUGGGACAGACUGCAUUUAUCUAGACGUAACAAUGCGCAGUUCAAACAAAUUGCACUGCAUUCAGUACGCGUCUUCGUUGUGUCGACAAGGUGAAGCCACCAUAUGGGAACAACAAUUGUUCACCGAGCUUAACAAAAAGUCCAAACCAAAAAUCGAACCCGCCCACGCCGUAAGCAUCGGUUGCGUGGAGGUAUCGUUUAAAUGUCACGCAGCCGCGAUUAUUGUGAUCACUACGUCAGGACUUUCGGCCCGGUUCAUCGCCAGAUAUCGGCCUAGAUGUCCUGUGUUGGCGAUAGUCAGCCACGGAAAGUCUGCAAGAAAAUUAUCAGUGUGGCGAAAUGUCAUAGCAUUGCAAUACAUCGAUCCAAUAGAAAACGUUUGGAAAGACAUUGAGAAUCGAACAAGAUUCGCGAUGGAUUUUGGUAAAAGAAAGGGUAUAUUACAUCAGGGAGAUUUGGUUUUGCACAUGAGCUGCUCUAAACAAAACGUGGGUUUUGCUAAUACGAUGAGUGUAUUCUACGUCAGCGCUGGAGACUUCGUUAAUGCAUAACCCACUAUGUACAGUUUUGAUAAGAAUAAAAACGAGAACAUA